This is a messenger RNA of Gavia stellata (red-throated loon), 3298 nucleotides long. RefSeq names its product zinc finger protein 438 (gene ZNF438). Gene Ontology annotation, molecular function: sequence-specific DNA binding; DNA-binding transcription factor activity, RNA polymerase II-specific. Gene Ontology annotation, cellular component: nucleus. Lineage: Eukaryota; Metazoa; Chordata; Aves; Gaviiformes; Gaviidae. Gene Ontology annotation, biological process: regulation of transcription by RNA polymerase II. The transcript has 5 exons. The record is from RefSeq and is a predicted model, not a curated record. The coding region runs from base 75 to 2582 and encodes 835 amino acids.
CAGCAGCAGAAUGUAUAAGGAAUUGCCUAUAGUCUUCAUUCUUAUGAACAUUGUCGUAACUAUUAAAGGGCAUAAUGCAGAAUUCUUUAACUUUUUCUGCAGAUAAACACAAAUCCCCUUCGGAUAUAAUACGAAGUUUUCAGAAGAAAAGUCAGUUUAGGACCAUUGCCCCAAAAAUGGUACCAAAAAUUUUAACCUCUGGAGUGUUUUCUUGUCUUCAGUCAUCUUUGCCUGAGCACAAUACACCUAUUUCAGCGGCAGGUUCUAAACCACUGGUGGUACCAACUCAAAACUAUGCUGUCAUGCAGGUGGCUGGUCAUGAGGGGACUUUUUCUCUGUUGGCCUUGCCAUAUGUUGCCCCUGCCCUAAUGCAGCAAGUCCAGCAGUCAAACGUGUCCCCUUCUGAAAACCUAAAGCUGCCUAUCCCAAGGUACCAAUCUGUAAGAAAUAAAUUGCUGAGUGACAAAAAAAUGGCACAAAUCUCUGUUUUGGGAGCAGAUGACAAGAUUCCUACCAAAGCAUCGAUCUCAUCACAGACUUCUCCCAUGACUACCUUAACUAAAGACUGUCCUGAAACUUAUUCUAGUUCAGAUUCAAUUGAGCAAGUGAUGCUAACAGACCAUGACUCAGCUGAAGUUACAGUUGACACAUUAGUAAAUAAAAGCAGUUGUGUGGAAUCUGGAUCUCCUUUAGUGAACAAAACUGAAAUUGCUAAUGGUAAUGUUUCUGGACCAUCUGUAGUUAAAGACUCUUUAUUCAAGCUGGCAAGUACAAUUAAUCCCAUGAAACUAAGUCUACGCUCUGUGAAGACAGCAUCUGAAACCACAAGAGAGUCAUUCAUAACGUCUGAGAAACUGAAGGAAAACCCCACAAAUUCUGUAAAUUCUGUUGCUGUCCUGUCACCGGCAGUUUUUAGCAGUACAAUACAGAUGACUCCAUCAGCACCAAAAGGAAAACUUCCUAUUUUGCCUUACUCAAGGAUGAAAAAUUCAGUGUUCUGUAAACCUAAGCAGAAUACUAAUGAUAUGGAUGUAUCUAGUCCUUCACUAAGAUCUGAAUGUGAAAAGAUACCAGCUUUGGUGAAAACCUUUCAUGUUCCUACUAAAGCAUCUGAUAAACGAUUAGCUGUACCAUUUACACAAGUCUCCAAACAAACCAUUCGAGAAAAUACCUUCUCUCCAUCCAAUAAAGUGGAUGUCGACAGUCUUAAAAAAUUGAAUGGUGCAGCCUCUAAAAGAAGAGGCAGGAAAAGAAGAGCCCCAGAUGAUUUAUUGGCUUUUCAGACCAAGCGAAGGAAAUGCAUCAUUAAUAAGUUUAGAGAAGGAAGAGAGAGGGCAAAAGUUGAUCUUCAGCCACCUGAAGACAAAAAAGCAGAGGCAGUGAAAAAAUACCGUAGCAUUAGACCAAAACCAGUGGUAGUUGUGCAGGCUUUUGCACCACUGACUUCUGCAGCAAUAGUAGAGACACCGUCUCCUGACCUUUUAAACCAAGAUGCUUUUUUAAAUAGUUCACUUCCCAAUAAAUAUUUAAGUUACAAGCAUAGUGACGCUACCUCAGCUAAAUCAAGUGAUUUAAGUAGAAAUGCAUGUUCAACCGUACUACCAAAGCCAUUGCAUAAAUGUCAUGUUUGUAACCAUAUCUUCCAGUUUAAACACCAUCUUCAGGACCAUAUGAACACACAUACAAAUAAACGGCCUUACAGCUGUCGAAUUUGCCGGAAAGCAUAUAUUCAUUCUGGAAGCCUCAGCACACAUAUGAAACUUCAUCACAACGAAGGCAAACCCAAAAAGCUUGUGUGCUGUGAAUUCUGUGCUAAAGUUUUUGGCCAUGCAAAAGUGUAUUUUGGCCACCUAAGAGAAGUGCACAGGGUUGUUAUCAGCACAGAGCCCUCUACAAGCGAGCAACAGCUGCAAGAUGCUUUAAAGAAGAGAGACACGAAUAUAAAAGAGGCAGAAGAAGCAACAGAGAGGGGAAAUAAGUGCAAUUUUGAGGACCUAUUCCAUAACCCAGGAGAAGUGAAAUUACAGAUCAAAUGUGGUCGAUGCCAGUUUAUUGCACAGUCUUUUGGUGAAAUGAAGUUUCACUUAUUGUGCUCUCAUGGAGAAGAGAUUCAGGGAAGAGUAAAGGAAGGGGUUUUGCAAGGAAUUAGAGGAGCUAAAGGGGAACUGAUCAAACAUGCAACCCACUUCUGGAAACAGCGCAUUGAGAGAAGACAUUUAGCAAAAUGCAGUGCCCAUGAGGAGGACUUUUAUACUUUUCCAAAACUGAAAAGGCAGAUAUACUUUCACCAUCAAAAUAAUGUUGAUAUGUUGUCUAAAAAUGAACUGACUCAGUCAGGAAGCGGUGAAGCUGCCAAGGAGAUGCAAAAUGUAGGGUUUGGUACACCAAGCAAAAAAACAGAAAUUUGGUCUAAAGCGGGCUAUAACUGCAUUUUAUGCAAACAGUUAUUUGGAAGAAAAGAGGAUCUUUGUAAUCAUUGGCAGAGUCAUCAUAACUGUGAAGACCCUUCCACUUUAUGGACAAUUUUUAGUUUGUUAUCAAAACAAGGAAUUAUUGAACUUUCUAAUAAUGGUGAAUAUUGAAGCUCAAUUCUACAGUGCUAUGAAAAACAUCAACUACCUUACCAAAUUGUUCAUGGUUUUUUGCUGUGUUGCUAAACUAACUCGAGAUGUAUCACUUCAGAGGUUUGUUUGGUGGGUUUGUUGGGUUUUUUUUUUAAGUUAUAUUAACCUCUAUUUUGUUAAAUAGAAAAUGUAUUUAUCCAGUAUCAUUCCAGAUGGGUACAUGCAAGCCAAUUGUGAAACACUGUACUUAAAAUUCAUGCUUAGGGAACUUAGCAGCAUACUCAAUACUAAUGGUUAACAUGAAGAAAAAAUAUUUUCAAGUUAAAUUACACUAUACACACAGCAAUAAAUCAGUUUAUAUGAAGUAAUCUCAAUUUUGAGUGAAAUAACAAACCAGACUGAAAGUGUAAUUUCAGUCCCAACUGUGCUUCCAGAUUUCAUAGUAAAUACAGAUUUCCAUGCAGUUCUCUGGAUGAUUUGACUGUGCAUACAUGCAGCCAGCAUUCAGGAGCUUUAUAGUUUAAGAGCUUUUAAUUCUUUUUUCUUGAUUUCAGUGUCUUCAACCAUGUUCAUUGCUUGCAGGUUUGUUACUGGCAGGUCUUUUACGUGUUAUGUUCUGUCCUGGUAACAGCAAGGAUCUUUGCAUUUUUAAAGUGAAAUAUCUACAUGUGGUUUUUUGCCUGUAGCUCUUUGGGUUGAAGACAAGUUAGUUGCCACCCAUGAAGAUGGAACCA